UUGGAAUCGUCUCGUGUCAAAGUUGACUGGGACUGCGCUGUCACGUCUUUGUUGCUCCCUGAAGCUCACCCAAUCGUCUGAAUAUAAAAAGAAAACACACAUGUGGGGAAAAUAAGAUUAUUUUCCUGACCGGAGAAUCCGAUUAAAACAGCCGUUAACUAGUAAGAGCACCCACAAGAUGGACAAUAAUAUGAACGGAUCCCUGCCUGUUGGCUCCUCUGCGUAUCUACAACAGUGGAUUCAGUCGGCUCAGCAGUUCCAAGCCCUCCAAGCCCAAUAUUCAACCUACAACCGUCUGCCACACUGCCCGGAGGAACACACAGGGGGAACAGUGGCAGCUACAUCGCACAUUGUUCACCCUCAGCCCGCGAUGGAGCAGCAGGAGCCUGCUAAUCUGACAAAACCCCCGCCCAAAAAGCGAGGCCGACCAUCUCAGCCCAAGGAACCCAAGCCGCCAAAGGCCCCCAAGGUCCCAAAGGAACCCAAGCCCCCAAAGGAACCCAAGCCGCCAAAGGAACCCAAGCCCCCAAAGGAACCCAAGCCCCCGAAGGUACCCAAGCCCCCGAAGGAACCCAAGCCUCCGAAGGAACCCAAAGCGCCCAAGGCCAAACCGGGCCCAAAGCCCAAGAAAGGCGCCCAGGGACAGGCGGACGAUGGCAAGCAGGAGAAGAUUGACGAAAGCUUCAAGAAGGUGAAGAGAAAAGUGGAUCGUUUCAAGGGCAUGUCGGAGGAGGAGGUGAUGAAAAAGACCCUGCCGGACCUGCUGGACCACAAUCUGGACUAUGUCAUUAUUGGUAUCAAUCCAGGACUGAUGGCUGCUUUCAUCGGACGAUGGUUUCCUGGUCCUGGAAAUCAUUUUUGGAAGUGCCUCUUCCUUUCGGGAUUCACCGAAGAGCAACUCAACCACAUGCAUGACACCACUUUGCCUGGCAAGUACAAAAUGGGCUUCACCAACAUGGUUGCCAGGGCGACGCCAGGCAGUAAAGACCUGUCUAGCAAAGAGCUGCGUGAAGGGGGCAAAAUUCUUGUGGAGAAACUGAUGAAAUACAAACCUCUCAUUGCAGUCUUCAACGGAAAGUGCAUAUAUGAAAUGUUCUGUCGAGAACUCUUUGGCAAGAAACCAAAGACGCUGGAGUUUGGUUUGCAGCCUCACAAGAUCCCCGACUGUGAGGUGGCUUUGUACUUGAUGCCAUCAUCCAGCGCCCGUUGCGCUCAGUUCCCUCGUGCUCAGGACAAAGUCCACUUUUACAUUAAGUUGCGGGAGCUGCGCGACCACCUGCGGGGCAUUCAGCGGCCCAGGGAGAUUGAAGAGAUCAACUACUCAUUCGACCUUCACCUGGCCAAGGAGGACGCCAAGAGAGUGGCCAUCAAGGAGGAGCAGUACGAUCCCGGCUACGAGGACGCCUACGGCGGAGCUUAUGGCGAACCGCCGGCCGAGGGAGGCCAGAGUCAAGCCAACGGACACUUUGCCUUCUCGCCAAGCCAGGAAAAAAAUGCUGCAGAAGACGAAGGACAGGAAGCGAGCUCGUCAAAAACUUCUCAACUACCCAAUGGAGAGGGGAUGACGCAAUCGUGCCCCAGUCAGUUUCCUGAUCAAAGCACAGAGGGAAGAGGAGAAGGAGAAGGCGGAGGAGCUAGCCUGUCCUCAGCCGUAUAAUAACAAAUUGUUCCAAUUUUUAUAUAUUUUUUCUUCCUGAGUGGAAUAUACACGCCUAGAUAGACUUUGUAGACAUUCUUGCAGAAUAUUCGUUCUGCACUGGUUUUAAAAUGUUGUUGUGGUAUCAUGCUCUCCAUGGCCGCCAUUACACACACACACACACACAAAUGAAAUGCAGGGACAAUGACAAUUGUUUUGGCUCUUUCCACUGAGAAAAAGGGCACUGUACUUUGGACUACGGACCAGCUGGGGCAGCAACAGGAAACUGGAAGUGGAAUAGGGACAUGGAACGGAAAUGCUAACUUCCCUAGCAUUAUUUUCUUUUCUCCGUCUAAUUCUGACUCCACUAUGAGUCUAUGGACAAAUGUUGGGGCUCGUCUCAAUACUUUUUUUUCCACUGAGAUAAGAGUGGACAAAGUUAUUGACACCUCUGAAAGGUGUUGUGUUUCAAUAGUUUUGUUCAUUUUAAAUUGAAAUGUGUGACCCAAUACCCUUGUCUACGUUAAUCACGACUGCGUGGACAAAAGUAUUGAGGCAUAGGGCAAUUUUUUUAAUCAAGAGUCGUCCACAGAGUGGAAAUAAGCGUUAACAAAGGUAGCGCAACAUAACUUUGUGUUCACUUUUUAAUUAGGAGUUGUGUCCUAAUACUUUCUACUACCGCUGUUCAUCUUCCUUCUAUGGAGACAAAAGUAUAGAGACGUACUUGAACCCCUUAAGAAGUUCAUCCCAAUGCUUUGUUUCAACUCAGCAACAACGUCCUUGGUGCCCUUUUUUUUAAUCGGGUUUACAGUUGUGCUGUACUGCACACCGAUGCAGUAAACAAGCCAACAUGCGCAACUACUGCUUUGAUUGCAGGGAAUAAACCUCAGCCGCCUUUUUUUUUUAAUUCAUUUCGUUUUAGGACUUUUUAGAAUCGGUUGAUGAAAAUUACACUCAAGGAGUUUUGUGAUUGUUUUGUCCAUUAAAACAUGUCCUUAUGGUGCUUUUU
This is a messenger RNA of Hippocampus zosterae (dwarf seahorse), 2645 nucleotides long. It is a transcript of the gene tdg.1, whose product is annotated as thymine DNA glycosylase, tandem duplicate 1. NCBI's taxonomy places the organism in Eukaryota, Metazoa, Chordata, Actinopteri, Syngnathiformes, Syngnathidae. The coding region runs from base 179 to 1657 and encodes 492 amino acids. Gene Ontology annotation, cellular component: nucleus. The record is from RefSeq and is a predicted model, not a curated record. Gene Ontology annotation, molecular function: mismatch base pair DNA N-glycosylase activity. The transcript has 11 exons. Gene Ontology annotation, biological process: base-excision repair, AP site formation.